AUGAGGGAAGUCAACUUCAGCAUCCCCAACGUCAACAAGGCGUCCGUGGGCAUCACCACGGCCCUCUACGACCGUCGUGCUCUCGACUGUACAUCGACUCUUCCCCUCAUCAACUCCCUCAAUCACCUCGCCUACCUCACCACCUCGUCGGCCCGCAUUCGCGACAUCCUCACCGUCGAUGGAGGCAUCGAACGCCUCGUCUGCAUCCUCAAACAAGGUCGGAGCAAGGACAUGAUGGGCAUGUGGAAGUGGAACCUGGCCUUUCAGUGCGUCGUCAACAUUGGUGUCAGGGGUACCGAGAAUGUGCGGACUCGCGUCGUCGAGGCCGACAUGGUGCCCAUCAUCGCCACCAUCCUCGACAACUACAUCAAGGUCAUCGACAAGUGCCGCGAAAAGGCCGAAGAGGCGAACCAGAAGCACAUGCAUGACCAUCAUCAUCGCCGACACAGAGCUCACGACCAUCGAGCCGCCAAGGCAUCGUCGUCCUUUGCCAACCGUGCUGGCCGCUCCGAUCUAGAUCAGAGAUCUGUCCGCAGGAGCGGCCCGCCUCCCAUUGAUGUAUCUGCCACCUACGCAGGUCCCUCUACCGCGACUGCUCAGUCCAGCCUGGACCCCGCCGCUGCCGCCCCGGCGAGGGGCUUUCUGGCCAACCCUGAGCGACCUAUUGUAACCCCGAGCCGCUCGCAUCACAGUUUCCGUGCGACCGACGCAAGACUUGCCGGCGCUCCCGCUCCCAGCCAGCCCACGCAGUCGCUGGCACCGGCCGCCCCGACAAUGGACAGCAUCGAUGGCUUCGUCAGGCCGGUGCGCGACGUCGAGCGCUUGGUGUCCAUGGCGUCUUUUGGCCCGGCAGACACAACCUCUCUGCCAAACUCGCCCACCACGCCUCUCCCGCCCCCUCAGCUGCGUUCCCCGACCGUUCGGCCAGCAACAAAUAUGGACGCGUCCAACCGACCGCGACGGCGACCAUCGAUUAGACAUCAAAACUCAAUGGCUGAGACGGACGAUUUGCACGUCGACAGCAUGCCUUCCGACGAGUCUCCAGACGCCGAGAUGACGGGCACUGCAGAGAUGCAGUCCGCAGUCGGCAUCCAAGACAUUUCCAUGGACGAAGGUGAAAGCAUGCUGACGGGAGCAUCCCUCGAGUUGACAAACCCAACCGUCUCAGAGACGCAUCAAGAUGCCGGGGCCUUCAACAUCACGCAUCGCGGCGCUCCUAUUGACGGAAGUAUUGGAAACAAUGUCACCCAAACCCCGGUCCCGCCGAUAGGCUCCUCGCCGAGCCGACCGGCCCUGGUCGCCCCCUCGCAACCCGCUGGCCCCAACCCCGCCGUGCCUCGCUACCUGCUCGACCGACAUCUCGUGCCGAACCCACACAUGCUCACGGCGAUGCCUCGUGAGGAGGAUGUUCUCAUGUCCCUGCAGCUCCUCGCCUACGUCUCCAAAUAUUGCGGCCUGCGCUCCUAUUUCCAGAAGAGCCAUCUCGUGCCGAGGCUCACCAUUGGCAAGGACCUCGAGCUGCUCGAUGACGAGGAAGACGGCUCUGCGGAAGAAAUGGCUGUAGCUGCCGAUGAGGAGUACCUCUUGUCCAACGACUUCAAUCUCUUUCCGCUCGUCGAAAAGUUCACCGUCAGGUACCACAGCACCGACAUGCAAUACUGGGCGGGCGUCGUCAUGCGGAAUCUCUGCCGCAAGGACGAACCGCGCGGGGGCAUUCGACAGUGUGCGUACUAUCAAUGCGGGAAAUGGGAGGACAAAGAAUGUCAGAAGAGCGCCUGGGCCUUCCAUCGGCAUUGGUGCGUGGCUGCUUUGCAAUGA
Hirsutella rhossiliensis is the source of this 1818-nucleotide messenger RNA. Its product is annotated as MYND-type zinc finger protein samB. Gene Ontology annotation, cellular component: MUB1-RAD6-UBR2 ubiquitin ligase complex. The record is from RefSeq and is a predicted model, not a curated record. Bases 1 to 1818 code for a protein of 605 amino acids. NCBI's taxonomy places the organism in Eukaryota, Fungi, Ascomycota, Sordariomycetes, Hypocreales, Ophiocordycipitaceae. The transcript is spliced from 2 exons. Gene Ontology annotation, biological process: ubiquitin-dependent protein catabolic process; establishment or maintenance of cell polarity.